Messenger RNA from Verruconis gallopava, 2907 nucleotides. RefSeq lists its product as uncharacterized. NCBI's taxonomy places the organism in Eukaryota, Fungi, Ascomycota, Dothideomycetes, Venturiales, Sympoventuriaceae. Bases 184 to 2346 code for a protein of 720 amino acids. The transcript is spliced from 2 exons. Gene Ontology annotation, biological process: cellular response to pH. The record is from RefSeq and is a predicted model, not a curated record. Gene Ontology annotation, cellular component: plasma membrane.
ACUGCGUCGUCCCUCGCACCCGGCUCGUACCAACUCAUCCAGCGCGCUCCCAUGCUUACGAUUGUGCGGACAAUGACACAUCCUUCGGGGUAGUCUCUUCACCCAUAGCGACGUCUGCUGGCACCCAGCAAGCACUGCGACGCCUCCCUUGCGACGGCGAGCGACGCUCCCGCCACGAUCGCCAUGGCCGACCUGUUUCCACGUCGUGGACUUGAGCCUGUCAUGAAGCAGACCACCACGUCGAAGCCGCACUGUGCCCCCUUUACCCUUCCCUCCGGCGGCCAUAUCCUGUUGGCUCCCACGUCGACCAUCACACUGACCGCAGACGUACUCUUCACGCCCGAGUGUAACCCUACCGAGACCGCAAGCGCCAUAUAUCAAAAUCAGGGCAUAUCUGGAAUCACGGAUGUUAAGGAUCCUUUCUACGCUUCAGUCACACCGCAGGUCUACGCCACCGCUGCCGCCACCGUUCUCGCCUGGAUGCUGGUCAUCAUGCUCUUGAUUACACCGAGGACGUACUUCGUCGGCGGCGCCGGCGGAGGCUUCGGUAUUCUGAACAGGCACGGCAUGAUAAGCGGCGCGCAGGGAGGCGUCAGCGUCAUCGGCGUCGGCUCGAGGCCUUGGCUGCAAAAAGUCGCUGCGCUGACGGCCGCCGUGUCGUUGACCAUUGCCACGGCCGACACGUUCAAGGUUGCCGAGCAGCAGUACGCGGCCGGAUUCAUGAACGCCGAGCAGCUCCGCAGCGAGGUCGUCAACAGCACCGAGAUCCAGGUCACGCGCAUAGUCUCGGACGUGUUUUUGUGGCUGGCACAGGUGCAGACCCUAAUUCGACUGUUCCCCAGACACAAGGAGAAGGUUCUGAUCAAGUGGAUCGGCUUCGCCCUCAUCAUCCUAGACGCCAUAUUCUCCACCCUCAACAGCUUCAUGGGUAACCCAAUUGGACGGCCGAGGGAGUUUCGCGACGCCAUCCCUGCUUUGAACUAUCUGUUUGAGCUUUCGCUCUCCAUGCUUUACGCAGCAUGGGUCAUCUACUAUGCGUUAUGCAAGAGGAAAUACGCGUUUUACCACAAGGACAUGUGGAACGUAAUGCUGGUGGCCCUCUUGUCAAUCGUGGCAAUUCUUACCCCCGUCAUCUUUUUCAUCACCGACAUAGCGAAUGAAAGCAUUGCCGGUUGGGGAGACUACUUCAGAUGGGUUGGUGCUGCAGCAGCAAGCGUCAUCGUGUGGGAGUGGGUGGAAAGAAUAGAAGCCUUGGAAAGAGAAGAGAAGAAAGAUGGCAUACUAGGCAGAGAGGUCUUUGAUGGCGACGAGAUGAUUGACUCCGUUGAGCCCGAACAAGUUAUAUGGCCACGACCGCGGGGUUUCUGGGCUGGCCAAGGCUUCAGGCGAAGAGGUCGAAGAGGUGGAGGAGAUGGAGGAUAUGGAGGCACUGGCGGACAAGGCACGGUAGAGGGCCAGCUACCCACGCAUAGCACCGGCCAAGCUGAGCAGACGUGUGCAUUUUUCAGGACGAAAGCAAAGAGGUCUCCUAACAGGGCUGCAAAGGAUGAAGACGUUCGUCUACCCGCACAUGGCAUCAAGCCGAUACCCACACCACCUCCGGUCGCGGUCUCUCCUAUUAGCCGAGCAGACACCACAAGCCCGGCGAGCACAGUCUACACGAUACGAUACCAUAACAUCAAUACACCCAUACCCGCAGCAACCAAUCCGCAGAACAAUUUUGCAUCUCUGAAUCAAACGAUGCAUAACGGCUCAGUUCUGAAUGAGAAGCUUGUUGAAGAAGAACAAGACGAUAGCGAUAGCAUCGACCUUAAGCCGGACUAUUCGGGGCAUCCUCGCUCGAAGUUUCACGUUAGCAACCCUUUUAAGCGAAAGAAGGCGUUGCCACCCGAAGAAGUUCGCGCUGGCCAGGUUAUUGAUCCUGUUCCGAUCAAUACUACCAGAGCUCAACCCUCGCACCAGUAUUCGCGAUGGGACAUCAAAGGCAGGCUGGGGGCGUUCGCUGCUGAACAAGGUGAAAAGUGGUUAGAGAAGAAGAGAGGCGAGGAGAAGGAGAAGGAUCUGCCGGUCACUAUCAUCCCUGCACAGCCGAGAGGAAGGACGUGGAGUCCGGACGCUACGCUCAAUCUCCCCACAGAAGCGGCUUCGCAGUCACCGAGCAUAGCAGGACAGGACCGCUCAGGACUUCCCGCCGCGGACUUGAUCCAUCGGGUAUACACUGGUCCUUCUUCAAUGUCAACUCCACCUGCGUCCGGGCUGAGUUCACCACGUCAAUCGGCUGACAGUAAUGACGGAAUGUCGAGCGCACGUUCUUCAAACUCACUGCCGCCAACACCACCAAAGUGAGCGUGAAGAGUGUCGAGGCACUAUCGUCAGCUUUUUAGCCAUCUUUUGUACUGCAUUGCAUCGGGUCUCUCUUGCGGACAACCAUCUGGCGCAGGUCUUAUUUUCAGGUAAACAAAUGCUCGGCGUUUUGGAGCAUAUAGAUACCCCCCCCAAACGCCUGUAAAAAGGAAAACAAAGGCGUAACAUGGGCGACAGGACAUGAAAUGAAUCUACGAUUGUCUAACGAACUUAUUGUGUUUGUCAAUCCGAAAAAGGUACCAUGUAGUUGUCUGUGGGUAGGAUUGUCCAGACUAUGUAAAAAGUGUUCUUCCGAAGAAAUCAAACUCCGUUUAAAGGAUCGCCUAAUUGGACGAGACCUGGUUUUCCUUGUCCCUGCCGCUUUCAGGUGCGCCUAUAAUACCACGCUUAUGGCGGCGUCGGAUUCGACCUCUCGAGUCACGAAGCCAGUCCGCUAUCCUUGCCGCGGAUCCCCGACAGUCGCAGAGCGCAGUUCUUCUCAUGAUCCGUGAACGUCCCAGAAGAAGUACACAGCCGAGGCAUAAGCGUGACGCAAAAACAAGC